This is a messenger RNA of Sesamum indicum (sesame), 7515 nucleotides long. The record is from RefSeq and is a predicted model, not a curated record. NCBI's taxonomy places the organism in Eukaryota, Viridiplantae, Streptophyta, Magnoliopsida, Lamiales, Pedaliaceae.
CACGCCCACGGAACAAACUAAUCUGAGCCAUCCACACCAUCCAUCACCCACGCACUAUUAAACCUACCGCCCUCCACCCUCCAUAUCAUCACCGCAGUAAUACUGAAGUCUCCAUACACCCCCUUCAAGUCAUUGCCUCGUUUUCCUUAUUUUUUUCUUUUAUUUUUUCCUAAAAAAUUCUCAAUUUUAAUUUAAAAAAACCCCUCAAAAUCCAUUUUCUUCUAUUUUAAUAUAAUAAUUUUCACCGGAUAUAUAUAUUUACACACAGAGAAAUCGAUAUAUACAGCGUCGUAUACGUAUUUUUUCCGGAUCUGAGGCUCGUCGGAACCCACCGGUGCUUAAACCCGAACACUUUCACGUUUUGUCGAAGAAAACCCUAAAACACCCCCGGCGAGUCUUUUUCUCUCUGUUUCUUCGCUGUCUGGAUCUUUCACCCUGUCUGUACGCCGGAGUUGUUUUUUGUUUCUGCAGUAGACGCCGGAGUCGUCUGUUGUGGUACUUUUUUGUUGCCUUGAGUGUAAAGGAGGUUUAUGUUGGCUAAAUGGAAACCAACAGUUGUAUGGGGAUCAAAUGGGAGAAAGCUUAAGUCGAGUCUCUGUACCUGGCUGCACUUUUACAACUAAACAAUGAAGGACAGAUAUUAGACAAGAAGGGAUUAUUGCAGGGCAGAAGAGAGAGGUAGUAAUGCUCUUCCUGAGAGAACAAAAGCCAUUAUUGGUUGUAAAAAAAGAAUUGCGGCUCAGAGAGUAUUCCAUGGAGCUUAGCACAACAUAUUUGUGAAAGUUGUUCUUUAUCCGGGGACUUGUUAUCUGAUAAUUGGCUGUGCAUAUAGCCUUUGGAUGCUUUAACUAUGAGAUAGGCAUCUUGGAACAGUCAUGGCCUCCAAGGGUCCAAGGUCUAAACUUGACCAUGAAUCGCGGGCUAGAAGACAGAAGGCACUCGAAGCUCCGAAAGAACCUCGGCGUCCUAAAACACAUUGGGACCAUGUUUUGGAAGAGAUGGUUUGGUUGUCAAAGGACUUUGAGUCAGAGAGGAAAUGGAAACUGGCUCAGGCAAAGAAAGUUGCAAUAAGAGCCAGCAAGGGCAUGCUGGAUCAGGCCACAAGAGGGGAGAAGAGAGUAAAGGAAGAGGAGCAGAAAUUAAGAAAACUGGCACUCAAUAUUUCCAAGGAUGUGAAGAAAUUCUGGACAAAAAUAGAGAAGCUGGUUUUGUACAAGCAUCAGUUAGAACUUGAUGAGAAGAAGAAGAAAGCACUUGAUAAGCAGCUUGAGUUCCUUCUUGGGCAAACUGAAAGGUACUCGUCAAUGCUGGCCGAGAACCUUGUGAAUUCACCCACUCUUUGCAAAUCAUCAAACUUGUGCACUAUCCAAGAGCAGCCCAUUAUUCAUCAGAAAGGAGGUGACGAAAGCGAUAAAAAGGCAUCCGAAUCAGAUACUGGGUCCCAGUCAAAGGUCUGUGUGCAAGAUGAAGACUAUGAUUUGCAGCCUGGAGAUGAAUCGGAAGAUGAUGAGCGUACUAUUGAGGAAGAUGAGGCCCUCAUCACUAAAGAAGAGAGGGAAGAAGAACUGGCAGCAUUACAAAGUGAAAUUGAUUUACCUCUUGAGGAGAUACUCAAACGCUAUGCUGCACAGGAAGUUGAGGGAGAAAAUAGUCCAAACAAGGAUGAUAACAUCUCGGAAGCAACUAAGCUGAACGAAUAUAAUGGGAAAGAAGAUGAUGUUGGAUAUGCCACUGAGAUACAAGUGAGUUUGCCUGCAAAACCUGGUCGUCGUUGUGCUGAAAGUAAUGGCAUUUUAUCUGUGUCAGAAAACCAUGGUCCUGUGGUUGAAAAAUACAAACGGAGAGAUUCUCUGAACAGACUUCUAGAAUCAGAGAAGACACCGAUGUUGCAUGAGUCAAAUGAUGAUCAAGAAGAUGAUGAUUUUGUACUUUCAGCUGGAGAAGAAAAGGAAUAUGACAUGGAUGAUGAGACAACCCUUUUAGAGGAGGAAGAAUUAGCUAAUGCAGAGUCAAACAAUACCGUGGAUGAGAUUGCACUUCUGCAGAAGGAAAGUGAAGUUCCCAUAGAGGAACUGAUUGCAAGGUAUAAAGAGAACUGUGAUGAUGAUGAAGGAGUGGAAGAUGGCUCCGAGUCCUUGUCUGCUUCUGGUUCUGAGGCCUUCUUGGGUUCUUCAGAACAGGGAAACUCUGAACUUAAGCGGCCUGAUGGUGAAUCUAAUGGAUUCCAGAUGGAUAUACGCCCCUAUCCAGAAGAAGAUGAAGCUGAAUGUUCGGGAAAAUCUGGAGAAGAUACCCAGAAUGAUGAUAUAAUUGCUGAUGCAGCGGCUGCAGCCAGGUCAGCGCAACCUACUGGUAACACAUUCUCAACAACGAAAGUUCGAACGAAGUUUCCUUUUCUUCUCAAGUAUCCUCUGCGUGAGUAUCAACAUAUUGGCUUGGAUUGGCUUGUGACCAUGUAUGAGAAGAGACUUAAUGGAAUCCUUGCUGAUGAAAUGGGGUUGGGAAAGACAAUCAUGACAAUUUCUCUGCUUGCUCAUCUAGCUUGUGAAAAGGGAAUAUGGGGUCCACAUCUUAUUGUUGUUCCAACUAGUGUCAUGCUCAAUUGGGAGACUGAGUUUCUUAAAUGGUGUCCUGCUUUCAAAAUAUUGACCUACUUUGGAAGUGCAAAAGAGCGGAGAAUUAAGAGGCAAGGAUGGUUGAAACCUAAUUCAUUUCAUGUUUGCAUAACGACUUAUAGGCUUGUCAUCCAGGACUCGAAAGUUUUCAAGCGGAAGAAGUGGAAGUACCUGAUUCUGGAUGAAGCCCACCUGAUAAAGAACUGGAAGUCACAAAGAUGGCAAACACUACUUAAUUUUAACUCCAAAAGGCGUAUUCUUCUAACUGGUACACCACUGCAGAAUGACCUUAUGGAACUCUGGUCUUUAAUGCAUUUCUUGAUGCCGCAUAUAUUUCAAUCUCACCAAGAAUUUAAGGAUUGGUUCAGUAAUCCUAUAUCUGGGAUGGUUGAGGGACAAGAGAAAGUAAACAAAGAAGUAGUUGAUCGGCUGCAUAAUGUUCUCCGUCCUUUCAUACUUCGUCGACUGAAAAGGGAUGUUGAGAAGCAGCUUCCAAUGAAACAUGAACAUGUUAUCUAUUGUAGGCUAUCUAGGAGGCAGCGUAACUUAUAUGAGGACUUCAUUGCUAGCUCUGAGACGCAAGCUACUCUAGCUAGUGCUAAUUUUUUUGGAAUGAUUAGUGUUAUUAUGCAACUUCGUAAAGUCUGCAAUCAUCCUGAUUUAUUUGAAGGUCGUCCAAUUGUUAGUUCGUUUGAUAUGAGCGGUAUUGACAUGCAAUUGAGUUCUUCUGUAUGUUCAAUGCUUGCAUCUGGACCAUUUUCAACUGUUGACCUUUGUGGCUUGGGGUUUGUGUUCACACAUCUAGAUUUCUCCAUGACAUCUUGGGAGAGUGAAGAAAUUCAAGCUAUUGCUACCCCUUCAAGCUCAAUUGUGCAGCGUGUAACCCUGGCUAAUUUGGAGGAGAAUUGGCUUGGGAUCAAACAUAAGAAAAAGAUGCAUUCAACGAAUAUCUUUGAAGAUAUCCAAAAGGCACUAUUGGAGGAUAGAUUAAGAGAAGCUAAGGAGCGAGCAGCAGCUGUUGCAUGGUGGAAUUCUUUGAGGUGCAAGAGAAAACCCAUGUAUGCCACUGGUCUACGUGAGCUUGUCUGUGUCAAACAUCCUGUCCACGAUAUUCAUUGUCAGAAACAGAAUCCUUUGUGUUAUCUGUACUCAUCCAAGCUUGCUGACAUAGUUCUGUCACCUGUUGAAAGAUUCAGAAAGAUGGUUGAUCAGGUUGAAAGUUUCAUGUUUGCAAUACCUGCUGCACGUGUCCCUCCUCCAGUGUGCUGGUGUAGUAAGGGCAGAUCACCUGUAUUUGUUCAAGACACAUGUAAAGACAGAUGGUCUCAAGCUUUUUUCCCUCUACUUACUCCAUUCCGGCCUGCUAUUGUCCGAAGGCAAGUGUACUUUCCAGAUAGGAGACUUAUUCAGUUUGACUGUGGUAAGCUGCAAGAGCUAGCAGUUUUGCUGAGGCGGCUGAAAUCAGAGGGUCACAGAGCACUGAUAUUCACCCAAAUGACAAAGAUGCUUGAUAUUUUGGAAGCAUUCAUCAAUUUGUAUGGUUACACUUACAUGCGGCUAGAUGGUUCUACUCAGCCUGAGGAGAGGCAAACACUUAUGCAGCGGUUUAAUACAAACCCAAAAAUUUUUCUUUUUAUUUUGUCGACACGCAGUGGAGGUGUUGGCAUCAACCUAGUUGGGGCGGAUACUGUAAUCUUUUAUGAUAGUGACUGGAAUCCAGCCAUGGAUCAACAGGCGCAAGAUAGGUGUCACAGGAUAGGCCAGACACGUGAAGUUCACAUCUAUAGGUUGAUCAGUGAGAGCACCAUUGAAGAAAAUAUUUUGAAAAAGGCUAAUCAGAAGCGUGCUCUUGAUGAUUUGGUCAUUCAGAGCGGAAGUUACAACACUGAAUUCUUUAAGAAACUGGAUCCAAUGGAACUGUUUUCGGGCACAGUUCCCCAAAAAGAUGUGCAGACAGAGAAAACUUCUAACAAUACUGGUGACACUGCCUUGUCUAGUGUGGAUUUGGAGGCUGCUUUAAAAAAUGCUGAAGAUGAGGCAGACUACAUGGCGUUGAAGAAAGUUGAGGAAGAAGAGGCUGUGGAUAAUCAAGAAUUCACAGAGGAAGGUGUUGGGAAGUUGGAGGAUGAUGAGUUUGUCAAUGAAGAGGAGCUGAAGCCCGAUUGUCCUGCUGAGCAUACUGCCCUGAAUGCAAAAUCAGAUGAAGGCAAUGUGGUGAGAGGAAGUCAUCCAGUUGAGGAAGGGGCCCUUGCUUUCCCUUAUAAAGAAGAUGAUGUUGACAUGCUAGCUGAUGUCAAACAAAUGGCUGCUGCUGCAGCUGCAGCAGGACAAGCAAUCUUGUCUUUUGAGAAUCAACUACGUCCAAUUGAUCGAUAUGCAAUACGUUUUCUUGAGUUAUGGGAUCCAAUUAUUGACAAAGCUGCAAUUGAAUCCCAUACUGAGAUUGAGGAAACUGAAUGGGAACUGGAACGCAUUGAGAAGUUAAAGGAUGAUAUGGAAGCAGAAAUUGAUGAUGAUGAAGUACCUUUGGUGUAUGAGAGCUGGGAUGCUGAUUUUGCAACUGAAGUAUACAAACAGCAAGUUGAAGCACUAGCUCAGCAUCAGUUGAUGGAAGACCUGGAACGUGAAGCCCAGGAAAAGGAAGCUUUGGAAAAUGGAAAUUCUGAUUCUCCGAGGAACAAUAUUUCUGUGGCUGCCAAACCCAAGUCGAAGAAGAAAACCAAAAAGGCCAAGUUCAAAUCUUUGAAGAAAGGAGCUUUGGUUUCUAAAUCCAUCUCUGUGAAAGAAGAGUCAUCAAUAGAACCAAUGUCCAUAGAUGAUGACUUAAUCGAUGAUGAAAUGAUCACAUCCCCAGAACCUUUAUCCCCUUGCUCAACUCAGGAAAAGAAACGUAAACCUGCUUCAGAUGAUGAAGAGCAGAAGAGCAGAAAGAAGUCCAGGAAGUUGAAGGCUUCUGAACUAGGAGACAUGCUUCUGUAUCCCAAAUAUUCCAGCAAGCACCAAAAUGAACUUAAGGACUUGAAAAUAUGUGAUAAUGGAGUUCUUGAUCUUGAAUGUAAGCAAACAAACAGGAGCAGGGCACGAGGAAAACUUUCUAUUCCCAUCAUGCCUCUGAAACGAGUUUUCACAAUAAAACCAGAAAAGCUAAAAAAGAAAGCAAAUGUUUGGUCCAAGGACUUUUUCCCAUCUCCUGAUCUUUGGUCACCAAAAGAAGAUGCAGUAUUAUGUUCUGUUGUUCAUGAGUAUGGCCCAAAUUGGAACUUGGCAAGUGAAAUCUUGUAUGGAAUGACUGCUGGUGGAUCUUACCGGGGCAGAUUUCGUCACCCUAUUCAUUGCUCUGAGAGAUUUCGGGAACUCAUCCAAAGAUAUGUUUUCUCUGCCAGUGAUGCUACAAAUAAUGAUAAGGCUGUUGGUAUUGGUUUUGGGAAGUCUCUGCUUAGAGUAACUGAGGAUAACAUCCGGGUGUUGCUUGGCAUUGCUUCUGAACUACCAGAUCAUGAACUGCUUCUUCAAAAGCAUUUCUUUGCGGUGCUUUCUGCGGCCUGGAGGGAUCAAUCCCGUUCCACCCAUAGGAACAAAGCUCUAUUUUCUCAAAAAGGAUUUUAUCCUUCUCAGAAGUUAUCUGGCUCUACAAUCAACCAUCAGACUCCGAUGGGGAAAUUAUCGGGAAAGAUGGAAUUUACUAAUUUGCUUCAGUGUGGGAAGUUAAUAGCUGCGGCAUUGAGUGGUGACAGCAGUUGUCAAAGUGGUGAGACGUUGCCCGUCUUCAACCAGGACGAACUUUUGGUGGCGAGAGAGCGGUUAGAUUUAACACUUGAACUUCAGGAAGAAUGCAAUGAAGCUUCAUCCCUUCCCUCAGUGAUCAAUGUUUCAAUUCUUGGCCCCGACCCUCCAUCUUUGAAGAUGAAUGCGGGAGACGACCGCCAUUUCAAAUCUGCCCAGAGGCAGUUCAGAACCGCAUCAGGGACGCACAUCGACAGCUAUAAUCGUGGGGAAUCACAAGGUUUUGCCAUGGGAGAUUCUAGGUCUUGGACACCACAAUUGCCGUAUUUGGGGAAACACAAGCUCCCUGUUCCCGACUCGGUAAAGCCUUCAAAGUCGAAAUUGAGAAAAACAAGUAAAGAUCAUACUGAUUUGCAUUGUCUAACUACUAGUGAAGUCUUCCAACCUAUGCCACUUAUUCCGGCUGACCCUCCCAGUAUGAGGUUUGAUGAGUUCUCCGCCUGCUUACCAGAAGCUGGAAUUCUUGAAUUUGACAGUAAUUGCUUCCUUGACAUGGGUAGUGAAGUUACUUUCCUGGACACUCCCAGAGUCGUCCCGUUCCAUUUCGGACCAGAUUUAACGUCUGGACUAGAUGAUUUUUCAAUAUUGCCUGAAUUUACGGAUAUUGGGUAAAGCAAGAUAAUGCAAAACCAAAAGUCACCUCACAGUUUUCGGGUCAGAGAGUGGCCAUGUUUUUUGGAAUGGCUUAAUCUCAGGAAGGAGGUGCUCCCAGUCAAUGAAGGUAUUCAUUACUCAAGGCUGAGGAGUCAUUGCUGUACUCUCGGGGAAUAAUCAAACAGAAAGAAUGGCUUCUUUGGAUGUGCUUGGUUGAACCGCGAUUCAAAUUUCCCCGAUGGUCUACAAAUGCUGAAAGGUGAAUGCCGAAAUUUGAUGCAUAUAGUGGCAGCAGAUAUAGGAAGUAGAUAUCCUAGAGGCGAGAUAUGUGAUGUCAGUAAGUAGGGUGUAGCAUAGUAUUCUUGCAAGUGGUCUUUGUGCUGCUUAAUUUUUGUUGGUGGAAGGAACAAUGUGCUUGCAAUUUUGGGGGUAUAUUUCUCAAAGUUUUUAUUUAUUAAUCCAUGUGAUGCAGGCACAUUCCUGAAACAAUCAGCACUAUUCAACAAAAAGAAAAGUCUAUUCA